Messenger RNA from Myotis lucifugus (little brown bat), 1076 nucleotides. Its product is annotated as cytochrome c-type heme lyase. Gene Ontology annotation, biological process: cytochrome c-heme linkage. The transcript has 7 exons. Lineage: Eukaryota; Metazoa; Chordata; Mammalia; Chiroptera; Vespertilionidae. Gene Ontology annotation, cellular component: mitochondrion. The record is from RefSeq and is a predicted model, not a curated record. The coding region runs from base 180 to 995 and encodes 271 amino acids. Gene Ontology annotation, molecular function: holocytochrome-c synthase activity.
UCGCGCCGAACGCCGUUACCAGCGGUGACCCAGGCGGCCGCGGUGACCGGGCGAGGGGCAGGCGGCAGGGGCAGGUGGGGGCCGCUCGGGGCCGGAGUUGGAAGCGAGAGGCGGGUCCGGCGCGCAGAGCAGUCCAGGCGGGAGUCAGAAUUGUUUGGAUUCAGCCCAGCGGUUCCACCAUGGGUUUGUCUUCAUCCACCCCGACUGUUGCAGUUCAGACCACCAAUGCUUCAGCUCACCAGACUACAGCCCCGCCUUCAGGAUGUCCAAUGCAUGAAGGGAAAAUGAAAGGCUGUCCGGUGAGUGGAGAGCCAUCUGACCCCACGUGCGAGAAGAAACCCAGCUCUGGGCCUGCCCACCAAGACCGCGCCUACGAGUAUGUGGAGUGCCCUGUUACGGGCGCCACUUCGGAAAGGCAGAACCUAGAUCCUUCUAAUCUGAUGCCACCACCUAAUCAGACACCGGCCCCUGACCAGCCGUUCGCGCUCUCCACUGUGAGGGAGGAGUCCUCCAUUCCAAGAGCAGAUUCCGAGAAAAAGUGGGUUUACCCUUCCGAGCAGAUGUUCUGGAACGCGAUGCUAAAGAAAGGGUGGAAGUGGAAGGAUGACGACAUCAGCCAGAAGGACAUGUACAACAUCAUCAAGAUCCACAACCAGAACAACGAGCAGGCAUGGAAGGAGAUUUUGAAGUGGGAAGCCCUUCAUGCUGCGGAGUGUCCCUGUGGUCCCUCGUUGGUCCGGUUCGGAGGGAAAGCCAAGGAGUACUCCCCACGGGCAAGGAUCCGCUCCUGGAUGGGGUACGAGUUGCCUUUCGACAGGCACGACUGGAUUGUCAACCGCUGUGGCACGGAAGUCAGAUACAUCAUUGACUACUACGACGGCGGCGAGGUCAACCAGGAGUACCAGUUCACCAUCCUGGACGUGCGGCCCGCCUUCGACUCGCUGUCGGCGGUGUGGGACAGGAUGAAGGUCGCCUGGUGGCGCUGGACCUCAUAGCCAGUGCUUUGUUAGAGACGGGGAAAUACCAACUAUUUUUUUUUUCUGAAGGCUACAUUAAACUCUUUUCCCUAAACUGAA